CCCCUGACUAUUCUUUCCCCUGAUCGUUCCCACUCAUCAUCCUCGCCAUUUGGCCACUCCUUCAUCGAUUCAUUUCAUUCUUCUCUCACAUGGCUCUCCGAGCAUUCGACGGCGGCAUGUCCGUUGGUCCUCCGGCCUGUUUGUGCUCUACUCUGUUCUGCUCUGCUCUGCCCUGCACUGCUCUGCCCAUCCCUGCUGCGUGUCUGUCUCCCCUCCCCUUAGAAGUCCACACAUGUCGUUUCCUUUUCCUAGAGUGGUGCACCAACGCAGCCCGUUUUCCCUUCGAGAUCCGCCCCAGUGCACAAAAACCAUUUUUUCUUGCAAAAUGAGACAAGACAACACCGCCCCUGUCUUUGAGCCAGGCCUUCUGAAUAAUGAAUAUACAAACGUCCCUUCACUUCA
This is a messenger RNA of Polychytrium aggregatum, 402 nucleotides long. RefSeq lists its product as uncharacterized. The transcript has a single exon. Lineage: Eukaryota; Fungi; Chytridiomycota; Chytridiomycetes; Polychytriales. Bases 90 to 329 code for a protein of 79 amino acids. The record is from RefSeq and is a predicted model, not a curated record.